AUGAAGAAGCUCCUCAGAGUUGGUGUGGUUUUGCUGUUCUUGGUGGGAACCUUAGUGUACCCAAAUGAGUCGUGCAGGGUUCUAAUUAAGGGCAAAGAGGAAAGCGUCCUUGUUCUCCAAACCUUGCAAAAGGCUCCAGAGCGGCCUCCCGGGAAUCCUGAGGGCCACACUCCAGGCAGCCCUAAACCUGCUGCAGAUGCCACCAAUAGUCGGGCCUUUGCUGGACGAGCCCUGGCCCCUCCGCAUGUGGUUAAUCAGGUCACAUUCCAAAGUCAUGGCCAAGAGGAAAGCGUACUUGUUCUCCAAACCCUGCAAAAGGCUCCAGAGCGCCCUCCCGGGAAUCCUAAGGCCCACACUCCAGGUAGCCCUAGAUCUCCUGCAGAAGCCACCAACACUAGGGCCUUCACCUUUGUGCAAAAGGCUCCAGAGCGCCCUCCCGGGAAUCCUGGGGCCUACACUCCAGGCAGCCCUAGACCUACUACAGACACCACCAACACUAGGGCCUUCGCCGUGCAAAAGGCUCCAGAUCGCUCUCCCGGGAAUCACGGGGCCUACACUCAGGCAGCCUUAGACCUGCUACAGACACCAUCGACACUAGGGCUUUCGCCGUGCAAAAGGCUCCAGAGCGCCCUCCCGGGAAUCCUAAGGCCCACGCUCCAGGUAGCCCUAGACCUCCUGCAGAAGCCACCAACACUAGGGCCUUCGCCUUGCAAAAGGCUCCAGAGCGCCCUCCCGGGAAUCCUGUGGGCUACACUCCAGGAAAGUGUCCUUGUUCUCCAAACCCUGCAAAAGUCUCCAGAGCGCCCUCCCGGGAAUCCUGGGGCCUACACUCCAGGCAGCCCUAGACCUACUGCAGACACCACCAACACUAGGGCCUUCGCCGUGCAAAAGGCUCCAGAUCGCUCUCCCGGGAAUCUUGGGGCCUACACUCCAGGCAGCCCUAGACCUGCUACAGACACCAUCGACACUAGGGCCUUCGCCGUGCAAAAGGCUCCAGAGCGCCCUCCCGGGAAUCCUAAGGCCCACACUCCAGGCAGCCCUGGACUUGCUACAGACACUACCAACACCAGGGCCUUCGCCGGUCGAGCCAUGGCCCCUCCACAUGUGGUUAAUCUAGCCGCAUUCCAAAGUCAUGGCAAACAAGAAAGUGUCCUUGUUCUCCAAACCCUGCAAAAGGCUCCAGAGCGCCCUCCCGGGAAUCCUGGGGCCUACACUCCAGGCAGCCCUAGACCUACUGCAGACACCACCAACACUAGGGCUUUCGCCGUGCAAAAGGCUCCAGAUCGCUCUCCCGGGAAUCCUGGGGCCUACACUCCAGGCAGCCCUAGACCUGCUACAGACACCAUCGACACUAGGGCCUUCACCGUGCAAAAGGCUCCGAGCGCCCUCCAAGGGAAUCCUAAGGCCCACACCCAGUAG
This is a messenger RNA of Eucalyptus grandis, 1419 nucleotides long. Its product is annotated as proteoglycan 4-like. Bases 1 to 1419 code for a protein of 472 amino acids. The transcript is spliced from 3 exons. The record is from RefSeq and is a predicted model, not a curated record. NCBI's taxonomy places the organism in Eukaryota, Viridiplantae, Streptophyta, Magnoliopsida, Myrtales, Myrtaceae.